UUGAUGUCAAAAAUAUUAUAAAAUAUAAAUAAAACACAAUGGUAUUUAAUUUUCCUGCAUGUUCAUAUAUAAUUGCGUUAAUUGCAGACGCAUUUUUAAUAUUUUUUGCAAUAUUCCACGUAAUUGCCAUUGAUGAAUUAAAAACGGAUUAUAAAAAUCCUAUAGAUCAAUGUAACAGUAUGAAUCCUCUGGUAUUACCGGAGUAUUUAUUACAUUUUAUAUUUAAUAUAUUAUUCUUAAUAGCCGGGGAAUGGGUAUCGUUGUGCUUAAAUAUUCCCUUAUUAGCAUAUCAUAUAAAUCGUUAUAGAACGAGACCAGUAAUGACUGGACCAGGAUUAUAUGAUCCUACUAGUAUUAUGAAUGCAGAUAUUCUAACUCGUUGCCAAAGAGAAGGAUGGGUCAAAUUAGCAUUUUAUCUUCUAUCAUUUUUCUAUUAUUUAUAUGGGAUGAUUUCAUCAUUGAUAUCAACGUAAAACAAGUCAUAUUUAAUAUGAGUAUAAAAUAAUAGUCACACUAUAUUGUUUGUUUUCUUUUUUAUUUCAUAUUGUAAAUAAACAUAAUUUUUAAUUAAAAUAUAUUAUUAUUGAAAUGCUACAAAAUGAUUGCAUUGUAAUUAUCGAUGUAUUAUUAUUUAUUUUAAUUUUAGACAUUACAUACCUAUUAACGUUUGUUUGUCUAAAAUAAAAACUCAUGUAAUUUUUAUGAUUAUCAUUAUUUUUGAUAACAAA
Molecule: messenger RNA, 728 nt
Organism: Chrysoperla carnea
Lineage: Eukaryota; Metazoa; Arthropoda; Insecta; Neuroptera; Chrysopidae
Gene: cni
Product: protein cornichon
Exons: 3
Coding region: 39-473 (144 amino acids)
Biological process (GO): endoplasmic reticulum to Golgi vesicle-mediated transport
Cellular component (GO): COPII-coated ER to Golgi transport vesicle; endoplasmic reticulum membrane
Source: RefSeq, a predicted model, not a curated record